This is a messenger RNA of Nelumbo nucifera (sacred lotus), 1453 nucleotides long. Its product is annotated as RNA-binding (RRM/RBD/RNP motifs) family protein. Gene Ontology annotation, molecular function: RNA binding. NCBI's taxonomy places the organism in Eukaryota, Viridiplantae, Streptophyta, Magnoliopsida, Proteales, Nelumbonaceae. The record is from RefSeq and is a predicted model, not a curated record.
CGGAUUUCACUUCCCCUGGGCAAAAGGGAUUUUUGUUUUCGUUUUGAUAAGCUGAAGGCCUCUCUCUCUCUCUCUCUCUCUCUCUCUAGUAUGUCAUGGAUUCUAACAACGCCCAUGCCGUGGCCAUGGCUGCGUUAGCCUCUCAAACCCUAGUCCCUCCCGGUCUCGACGGCAAACCAAUGGUCCAUCACCGCCAGAACCCAGUCGUAAUACCUCCAUCCCAACCGCCCAUUGCUCAUGCCCCACCCGUCCCCGAGGCCGUCAUGUCCCCAAUGGGCAUCCAGCAUCAACCUUAUGAUCCCCACUACCUCCACCAACAGCAGAAUUACGGAUACAAAGACAUGCACAUCAACACCCUCUUCGUCUCCGGCCUCCCGGACGACGUCAAACCUCGGGAAAUUCAUAAUCUCUUUCGCCGGCGUCAUGGCUUCGAUUUCUGCCAGCUCAAGUACACAGGCCGCGGCAAUCAGGUUGUUGCAUUUGCUACCUUUGUCAAUCAUCAAUCAGCAAUGACAGCAUUGCAUGCAUUAAAUGGUGUAACAUUUGAUCCUCAGAGUGGAGCUACUCUGCAUAUUGAGUUGGCAAGAUCAAAUUCACGGAGAAAACAUCCUCCAGGAAGUGGAGCCUAUGUCAUUAUUGAUAAGAGACUUAAAACAGAAUCUGAUGCCCAAGAAACCUGGAGUAAUGAUGGAGAUGGUGGAUCUGAUGAACCAUCCGGCACCGAUAAACCUAAUUCCAGCAACAAGGGUGAUUUAGCUACUGCAGAGAGUGGUGAGAGCAAGGUUGAUCCUGAUAAUAAUGCUGGAGCUGCAGUAAAUGAGCUAACAGAAAAACUUCCAGCAGGGGAAGUACAACCAUGUUCUACUUUGUUCAUUGCAAAUCUGGGUCCAAAUUGCACUGAAGAAGAGCUGAAGCAAGCAUUGUCUCAAUUUACUGGAUUCUAUGUACUUAAGAUGAGAGCCAAGGGUGGCAUGCCAGUUGCUUUUGCUGAUUUUGAGGAUGUUGAGCGUGCAACUGAAGCCAUGCAGAGUCUUCAGGGAAGCAUGCUACCUUCGUCCGACCGUGGCGGUUUGCACUUAGAAUAUGCGAAAUCUAAGAUGAGGAAACCUUGAUAGAAGGAACCGCUUCUCCAGUCCCAGACACUUGUCAAGCAGAAUGUGACGGAUUUUGACCCAAGUCAAGAUUCCUGAGCUCGGCUAGCAUUGUAUUUGCCUGUUGUGAAGGGCCUUAUAAUGUAUCCCCAACAUAGUAAGGGCUAUAGAGAGAACUAUUUAUUCAUUGAUGUAUUAUGCAACUUGGGUUUACUCAUUAAUGUAUUGUACAACUUGGGUGCAAGACAUUUCUUUUUAUUUUGUUUCUAACUUUUUGAACCCCAUGGCCUUGUUAAGACACUGAACCAGAUGGUGGUUAUGGUGCGUGCUUGUGAAAUGUUUUAGACAAUCUCUUGGACCCA